Clonostachys solani is the source of this 1773-nucleotide messenger RNA. NCBI's taxonomy places the organism in Eukaryota, Fungi, Ascomycota, Sordariomycetes, Hypocreales, Bionectriaceae. The record is from the annotation of a GenBank genome assembly.
AUGGCUUCGGUGUUAGGCAAGCUUUGGCCUAGGCCAGCCGCCGAGUCAACGCCCAGCAACCAAACAGAGCCGUACACCUCGGACUCUGAACCAUCUGUGAUCCAUGAUGGCGACCUUGCAUUCGUCCGUGUCAAGGGAGGCAAUGGAUCCGGCGCAACUUACCAGGAAGCUGUUGGUGCGCCGGUCGAGUCACGAUCUCCUUUGGGAUACCAUGUCGGCUGGGCUACUAUUCUCUUUCUCAAUGUCAAUCAAAUGAUCGGAACGGGUAUCUUCUCGACGCCCGGAAAUAUCCUCAAAGCAUGUGGCUCAGUCGGGCUGGCACUUAUGUACUGGUUCAUCGGGUUCUUGAUGGCCGCCGCCGGCUUUACAACAUAUCUCGAGCUCGCUAGCUACUUCCCGAACCGCAGCGGCUCCGAGGUAGUGUAUCUGGAGCAAGCAUACCCACGACCCAAGCAUUUCUUCCCAAUCGCAUUCGCCGUACAAUCCGUCAUCCUGUCCUUCAGCAGCAGUAACGCCGUGGUUCUUUCACGCUACCUCUAUCGUAUUGCAGGAGUCACGCCCUCAGACAUGCAAAUGAAAGGCGUGGCGGUGGCGGCCUACUCGCUGGCCGUGAUCUUUGUCAUUGCCCACAACAAAUACUCUCUCUGGCUCACCAAUCUUCUCGGUGCCCUUAAGAUCGUCACCCUCGUCUUCAUCAGCAUCACCGGGCUUGUGGUGCUCGGGGGCCACGUGUCCAGCAUCGAGAACCCGGGUCACAAUUUCAACGAUGCAUUUGCAGGUACGACUAACAACGGCAACAGGCUGGCAAAUGCUCUCGUCAGCAUCAUCUUCAGCUACUCUGGCUAUGCCAAUGCCUUCAAUGUUGUCAGUGAGAUCAAGAACCCGAUCCCGUCUCUCAAGAAACAUGGCGUCAUUUCCGUCAUGGUCGUUACCGUUCUGUACAUGCUUUGCAAUAUUGCCUACUUUGCCGCCGUCGACAAGAAAGAGUUCUCCCAAUCGUCGGAGAUCGCAGCGGCAGUCUUCUUCCGAACCGUGUUUGGAAAGGGUCGCGCCGAGACCGCCCUCAACGUGCUUGUGCUCUUGAGCGCCUUUGGUAAUUUGCUGGCUGUGCUCAUCGGCCAGUCACGCCUCAUCCGAGAGAUUGGCAGACAGGGAGUCCUUCCGUUCCCUAAAUUCUUCACCUCCACACGCCCGUUCGGCACGCCUCUGGGACCCUAUGCCCUGAAGUGGGCUUUCACGGUCAUCAUGUGUCUCGCCCCGCCCGCCGGCGAUGCCUUCCAGUUCGUCAUCAGCCUGAAGACCUACCCAGAAGCCAUCUUCCACCUCUUCAUGGCUGCCGGUGUUUAUGUGAUCCGUCGCCGCCGGGCCCGUAACAAUAUUCCUCACUCCGAGUUCAAAGCAUGGGAUGUGGCAUUGAUCUUCUUCAUCUUGAUCCAAAUCUACACCCUCGUCAUGCCGUGGCUCCCUCCUGAGAAGGGUAUCUAUGGUGGAGAUGUCUCGUUCUUCUACGCGACGUACAUGUUGACUGGAAUUGCAAUUUUGAUCGUAUGUGUUGUAUACUACUAUGCCUGGAUGAACUGGAUCCCGAACUGGCGCGGGUACCGUAUCAGGACCGAGAUUCUGGAGGUUGACGACAACGGUGCCAAUACUCACAAGCUUGUUCAAGUUCCUAUUGAAGAGUUGGCCGAGUGGGACGCAACGCAUGAUGAAUCCGGCAAUCUACGGCAGAGAAACGGAGAAAGGGAGUCUCAUAGCGAGAAGUCUUCUACUCCG